Molecule: messenger RNA, 321 nt
Organism: Cooperia oncophora
Lineage: Eukaryota; Metazoa; Nematoda; Chromadorea; Rhabditida; Trichostrongylidae
Source: the annotation of a GenBank genome assembly
AUGAUGGAAAAUCACAUUGAUGCUCUUCUUUGUCCUCCUCAGGUCCUGAUUACUCCGAAGCAUCAUAUUCCUGCUAAACUCUUCUCGGCUGUUUGCUACACGGCUUUAUUCAAUCUGCUUGACUUCGGAGCCGGAGUAGUGAAUGUCACCAAAGUGAACGAAAUCGACGAGCAGAAACUGUGUGACGAAUACCCUGAGACGGACUUUUGGUACAGAACUGCCAAAGAGGCAUGUAAGGUGAGCUACAGUUUACUAGUCAUUGACUACUCAAAAGAUUUCUCUGCAAUUUUCCCUUAUCCAUGCGAUGACGCUCUUCAGUAG